AAGCAUCCGUGCCGGUGGAGUUUGGGUUAAUACCUUCACUUUUGAACGCAUGGGAGUAGGCGUUACAUUUCGGCGUUAUUCUUCAAAGUCCAAAUAUGCUUGGGCCAUUCCUUGUAACGCUUUUCACAGCCCCUUUAGAACUAAUAUUUUGGAUCAAAUGGGCAAUAGCGUAUCUUGCGAUACGUUUCUACAAUGCAUUUCACAGUAGAAGGUUUGAGCUUUACGACAUCAAUUCUCUAGGAGAUCCUGUAAAACUGGGAUACAUCGUACCACCGCUAGAAAAAGAACUUGAAUCUCCGUUCCCAGAAUCACAUGUGCGAGAGGCAGCUGACGAAGUAGUCUUCUAUGGAGUAAAUUCAAAAUCGGAAUGUGCUCUAUUGCGUAUAGCAAGAGGUAGCAAUCAAAUAGCUGAUGCAUGGAUCUAUCUGAAACUGGCUAAUGGCAAAACCUACUGUCUCUCGGAAUCUGUUGGUUACCAACAGUCAUCCGAAGGAAUCUGUCAAACAUUCUCAUGUGGUAAACUACAAAUGCAUUACCUAUCUCCCAUGAGAAGAUGGAGGAUAUUCUUUUGUGGAAUGUUGAAAGAAACAUCUGAAGAUAGGAAAGAUCAUGAAGAAACAGCCUUUGUCAAAUUCACAUUCCUGUGGAAGGCUGCAUCAGAUGUCUAUGAUUGUACUUUCGAUACUAACCCAGAAGGAUUUGCAAAAGCAAUGGCAAGAUCUGAUUGGAGAGUCCCAUUUGUACCACCUAUCAAGAAAUUUACAGAAACGAUCAAUUUUUACCUUCAGACUGGAUGUUUAAACGGAACAGUUACAGUGAAUGAUGGAUCAGAUUACGAAAUGUACCUUUUUGGAGAAAAAAUGAGAAGUCUUGGUAAAACUUCAAACAUAGCUGGAUGUAAGUUCGUGACAGUUUUAGGAAAUACACCAGAGAAUGGAAUGAACUUUCAUCUUACAAAUUUGAUACUGCCACAAAUUGUCAACAAUUUACCUUUUGGAUUUCUUUGCGAUGACAGUGGGAAUGUAGAGAAUCUAAAAGAACUGGAUAUUAAUAUCAAACCAUUCGACAGUGAAAAUCCUCAGAGUCCCUUUUCUAUUCAUUUUACAACAGGACAAAAUUACGAAGUAAUUGGUAAUGCUACAGAACCCAUCAUUUUCUACAGUGGUCAAGCAUGGAGUGGAUUUCUUGAAAUGUCUUUCAUCGAAUUCACUCUUAGAGGCAAGAAAGGAAGUGGAAUAAUUUUGUCAGGCGAAGUGUACAAAGCUCCAAAGCAACCGACUAAUCCCUUACCAUCGGUACAAUUCCCACAAACUGUGCCCUUCACUGUACAAUUCACUGAUGAUGCAUCACAUUUUGGAGAAAUAACUGGAGGAAAAGGAUCUUCUCUUGGCAAACUGACAAGACUAAGCGAAAUUGAAAAAUCGUUCACUGUACCAAAAGGGAUUGUGGUAACAACGGCUGCAUACAAUGAAUUUGUAAAUCAGGAAAUUCUGGAUGGUAUAAAGCAUUUGGAAAAUAUAGCUUAUGGAAAACAAGUUGGUGAUUUGAAAAAAGCAUGCAAUAAAGUUUCAAAACUUGUCGAGAAAGCGCCAUUGCCGAAUAAGAUUUGUCACAGCAUUAUGGAAGAUCUGAAAGAUAUAUUCGGAGAUGAAGUCACAGAACAUAAAUUUGCCGUUCGAUCUUCAGCAACUGGAGAGGAUACUGCUGCCAUGUCCGCUGCUGGACAAAUGGAUACUUUCCUUGGAAUUCAAGGUUUCAAAGAAAUAUUUACUGCAGUGAAAAAAUGUUGGGCUUCUCAGUUUGGUCACAUAGCCAUCGAAUACAAAAGACGAAACGGGCAGAUUCUGAAUUCUCCAAUGGCGGUUGUUAUUCAAGAUAUGGUGGCCAGUGAAGUUUCAGGCGUCAUGUUUACAUGCGAUCCGGUCACUAACAACCCAUCAGUAAUAACCAUAACUGCUAAUUAUGGUCUGGGAGAAACAGUAGUAUCUGGAUCCGUGGAACCAGACACUUUUGUGAUUCGACGAAAAGAAAGUAAUAAGCUGGAAAUUGAAGAAGUUGUUGUGGGUGCGAAGCAUCAGAGGAUGGUAAUGCAAGAUUCAGGAGGUACAGCCACAGAAGACAUUGAUGAGAAUUCAAGAAACGAGGCUUGUUUAUCUAAAGAAACAGUAAUACGCCUCGGAAGAUUAGGAGUCAAAAUAGAGAAAUAUUACAAAUCAUCCAGAGACAUUGAAUUUGGAAUAGCAAAUGACAAGGUAUUCAUCUUGCAGUCCCGGCCUGUUACAAAUGUAGCUGCGGAAACAGAUUAUGAAAUACAACACGAAUUUGAUAACGCCCUCAGAUGUGAAAAUGUGUAUUACACUAUAGCGAAUGUUGGAGAAGUAUUACCAGGUGCAACUACACCUCUAACAAUUGACCUUGUGACAAAAUAUUUUAGUGUGUUUUUUGAAAGACAAUCCCUUAGAAAAAGCGGCCUAGUUGAAAAUUUUUUCAAAAGCAAAUACUUUCUAAUUGGAGUUCAACCAUUUUCAUAUCACAUGAUGAUGACUGCCGCUGAGCUGCUAACACGUUAUGGUAUUGAUACUCCUAGAACAAAAGGUUUCAUGAUAAGUGUAUUUGGUAGAAUCAUAACUGAUCCUGGCCUUCUGAAUUACGCCUAUAGCAGAUGUAAGGGAGAACCAGAAGCAUCUCUCAAAAAUGACUUGAGAUAUUACUGGGAAUUAUUCUUCUAUGAUUCAGGUUACAGUAAGAUAAGAGAAUCAAUCUUCAACUAUCCUUUAGAUUUCCUGAAAUACGACACUGCCAAAGAAACAUACGAUGCAAUAUUGCGGGCAUGCUCUGAUUUUGAUGGGGCAGCUGAAAUGCACAUGGAAAGUUCAGAAGCUUCUUCAAAUUGGAAUAUAAUGAUGUUUUCUAUUCUCUGUGGAGCAAAAGGAAACAUUGACACAGAUGUUUAUAGCGAUUUCGCUACACUCCUAGCCAGUGCUUCCAAUGUAGAGAGUGCAAACGUUCCACAGGCAAUGCAGGAAGUGGCUCUACAAAUAGUCAAAGAUAUUGGUUGUGAAAAAUUCAGCUCUAUGACCCUUGAAGAGGCCGAGGAAUGGUUGCUCACAUCACCUUCAGCAGCUGGACGUCAAUUUAGACAAUUUCUUCAAAGACAUGGCCACAGGUGCCUUAAAGAGUUUGACGUCCGGUCAGUAACAUGGGGAUCGGAUCCAAAAAUACUUAUCAAGCUCUUGCAGAAUCUUGCUCCUGCUUGCAAAGAACAACCAAAGGAUAAUGAAAACAGCAUGGGAAAAAUAUUUUCUCAACUUCACAUACCACUGAAUUUUCUGAACAAAUGUCUUUUAAGGCUAAUUUUGCCCAACUGCCGAAGAGCUAUAAGAGCAAGGGAAGCUGGUAAAUCUCUUACUAUUAAAUCAUUCGAUCACUGGAGAAAAGGAUUCAGACGACUUGGCCAACAGAUGGUGUCUGAAGGUCGCUUACCUGAAGAAGAUCUGAUUUACUUUUUGACACUUGACGAAAUAAAUGAUUUAUUAGAUACUAGAUCACCUAGUAUUAUUUCCAGAGCAACUUAUCGGCGAAAGAUAUUUACGAUUGCAGAAGAUUUUAAGUUUCCUGAAAUAUCGAGAGGACUCCCAAAACCAAUAAAUUAUGAUCAAGACAACACAGAUAAUCAAGAAUAUAUUGCAGAUUUAACCAUGAAAGGUACUCCAGUAAGUGUAGGAGUUUCAAAAGGCUAUGCAAGAGUGGCUAUGUCUUUGGAAGAGGCAUCGAAUUUAAAACCUGGCGAAAUUCUAAUAACUUACAGUACUGACAUAGGCUGGAGUCCGUAUUUCCCGAUUAUUUCUGGUGUAGUUACAGAACUUGGAGGUCUCAUCUCACAUGGAGCUGUUGUUAGUCGCGAAUAUGGAGUACCUUGUGUUGUAGGAAUGCAAGGAGCUACUAAAAAAUUUCGCACAGGUGAUUACGUGCUUCUGGAUGGAAAGAAAGGAAUUUUACAACGUUUGCCUCAACCUGAAGAAUAAAAUGCUUCUAUCUUACUGAAAACGAAUACACCUAUUAAUUGCUAACCUUUUAACAGUGGUGGCCUAUUGAAGUUUUAAAAAAAAUGCUGCCAUAAAUAUAUAGAACCACAAAAAUGAAUACUUUACUUUUAUUGAUGAUUGUAACAGACUCAUCAUGAAAUAAUUUGAAAGCUGUUAUGAAUUAUUAACUAAAUAAAUCCGAAGCAUCUGAAAUUAAACAAAAGUUGAUGAAUAGCAAAGAUAUAUGUAUUUCUCAACAGAAUCAAAUUAGUUAAGAUUUUUUUAAAAAUAUUUCUAUUGAAAUCAAAAUUUUAUCUUCCACGUGCAUAAAUUUUGGAAUAUUAUUCCAUAAAUUAUAUUUGCAAAAUAUAAUUUAUAUAGCCAAUCAUAAUUUAUUUUGGUAAGUGAUCUGAAUGUGUAACGAAUUCCCUUGUGUAAAAAUACUUU
This is a messenger RNA of Argiope bruennichi, 4472 nucleotides long. RefSeq names its product prodigiosin synthesizing transferase PigC-like. The transcript has 40 exons. Gene Ontology annotation, molecular function: kinase activity; ATP binding. NCBI's taxonomy places the organism in Eukaryota, Metazoa, Arthropoda, Arachnida, Araneae, Araneidae. Gene Ontology annotation, biological process: phosphorylation. The record is from RefSeq and is a predicted model, not a curated record. Bases 96 to 4025 code for a protein of 1309 amino acids.